GUAGAAAUUAACUAACUUCCGCACCCAUCCUUAUACCGUGGUUGGCUGCUGAUUUCAGGUUAAUCGGAGCACUUUUUACUAUAUUAAGUUUACACAUGUCAUAUAUGUACCUAUAUUUGUUUGAUUACACUAUCGGGUAAUAAUAUUGACACAGCCAAAACGUUUUCCAAUAGUGACGAGUAAAUAUGACAAAUUGCAAGGUUUAUUCCUUAAAUGAAAUGGCAUAUACGUCUAAAAAGUAUCGAAAGAAAGCUGGAAUUAAAAUUGCUGUUAUAUUACUUUUUAUGAUGGUCAUUGGAGUUUGCAGUUGUUUGCUUGUCAUUUAUAUAAAGAUGAUGAACGAAGUGCAAAACGUAGUGGAAAAAGUGAAUAAUCUGAGCAGAAUCUUAAGUUCAACAAAAAUUUUCAACUGGAAUAUCACGAGUAUAGACCAAAAGUCAGUUAUUGAUCUUGAAAGAAUGCAAGACGAAGUUGCUGGAGAUAGUUAUAGAACAAAUAUGCUGACCAGAGAAAACACAGGAAUGAAAAGAUUUUUGUCUGGAGGCCCAAGUCUGGAAUUACUCAGUGAUGUCAAUUCAGGAGUAACUGCAGUUCAUUAUGUGCCACACGAGUAUCACGACAUUUAUCAGAAACAAGGAAUAAAAUGCAAAGGUUCCUGCUGCUACGUCUGGUCGGGGACUUUCUGUGCAAACCAAACAUUUAUGAUAAAUGAUCCUCUACACGGAGUCAAAUUUUUCAGACCUUCAUCUUGGAUGAAGUCACAACAUAUUGAGGAGGUUGAACCCCUUUCACAAAGCCAAGCAGACACAAGUUCCUUCACAGUGACCAAAUCUGGCCUUCAUCUUUUGUAUCUCAAUGUUUUGAUCCAGGCCACAAAAUCAUCACACGACGUAGCUAUCUACAUUGACAGCAAUCGUAAGCUGGACUGCCGGGAAAGCCUCGACUACGUUAGAUCAAAUCCUUCUAAUCCUUUUAUGUACUCCAAAGGGAAAACCUGUAGUGUGUCCGGUGUUUUCUUUCUACAACAGGGUAGUCAGCUCUCCAUCAGAUUCCUUACAGCAAAUACAGCAGUCAUACUCAAGCCUGAAAAUACAAACUUUGGGGCAAUAUUGCUCAAAACGUGACAAAAUAUGUAGACAUAUAAUGACAUUGAAAAACUUGUCUGAAUAAUAAAUUGAAUCACAUCUAACAUCUC
Saccostrea cuccullata (small rock oyster) is the source of this 1195-nucleotide messenger RNA. RefSeq lists its product as uncharacterized. NCBI's taxonomy places the organism in Eukaryota, Metazoa, Mollusca, Bivalvia, Ostreida, Ostreidae. The coding region runs from base 186 to 1124 and encodes 312 amino acids. The record is from RefSeq and is a predicted model, not a curated record. The transcript is spliced from 8 exons. Gene Ontology annotation, biological process: immune response. Gene Ontology annotation, cellular component: membrane. Gene Ontology annotation, molecular function: tumor necrosis factor receptor binding; receptor ligand activity.